Danaus chrysippus (African queen) is the source of this 3321-nucleotide messenger RNA. The record is from the annotation of a GenBank genome assembly. Lineage: Eukaryota; Metazoa; Arthropoda; Insecta; Lepidoptera; Nymphalidae.
AUGGAGCAAAUCGUGGUUAAAACUGAGGUGCAACCAAAUGGAGACAUAUUACUAUUUUAUGUUGAUGAAAAUGAAGAAGCAGAUGCUGGGACAUUUGACCAAGAAAAUGGGAAUGUUAUGCACAUGCUGCCGGAAACAAAAUAUGUGAUAGAAGACAACGGAGAAGGAGAGUCUGCUGACGAACUGGAUAUCGCACAAGCCGCUGAGGAAGUAGCUAAAGAAACUUGGCUGAAUGAAGAAAUAAAACGACUUAUAGUCUUCUAUAUUGAUAAUAAAGAAACAUUCCUUAGUGGGACAACAAAGAAAAAACAUUUGUGGGCUGUAGCUUGCAGAACUAUACUCACAGGCAAGAAUCCGGUUUCAUGUGAAGUUAAAUUAAGAAUGCUCAAACAACAGUUCAUACAACUAUGUUUAGAGAAACAGAAAGGGAAUAUCGUCACUUGGCCGUAUUAUGAUCUAUGUCACCAAGCAUUCUAUGAAGAUAGCUUUGAAACUGUAACAAAUGAUUCCGAGCCAAAUAAAGUGAUUAUUAACAUGCCCGUACAGAAUGUUGUCAAUCAAGAUGGUAUCUUAGUGGUGAAGAAAGUUAAUAGCGGCCAAGGAAAAGAUGUUGAUGAAAAAGUUGAAGCCAUGCUCAAACUUUAUAUAAAGCAUAAGAAAACAUUCAAGAGGAAUAAUCAUAUGCCGAGAGGUUUGUGGGAAACGAUAGCAUUAGAAAUGGGUGAAGACGAUGUUGAAUAUUGGCACAAAAGAUUUCUUAAUUUCAAACAGCAUUAUGUCAGGAUGCUUUAUAAAAAGAAAGAGAGCGGCCCUGAAAAUAUUCAUUGGCCGUAUAUGAAAUAUUUUGAUCACAUUUUCUGUGACGAUGAGGAGUUUCAGAAGAAAUUUCUUCCCAGUAAUGAAGAUGACGACAGCCAAGAUACUGAACUCCAAGAAGAUACGUGGAGUGAUACAGAAAAAACUUUUCUUGUCAAAUAUUAUUACGAUUGCUUCCAAGAAUUUCAAGAUUCGACCAUACCAAACCAAUUUCUAUGGCAAGAAGUUGGUAGAUUACUCAAUAGAAAACCAGAUGUUUGCAAGGAUAAAUACAACGAGUUAAAGAACCAACAUUUCAAUUUACUUCUAGAAAGGGUAUAUGAUAUGACAAAUAGAGUGCCAAUGGCCAUUAUAUUUGACAAUAUAAUCGCAAAAGAGACAUUGAUCGAAUUAGAACAGCCAGCGAAAAGGUCGGAUUCUUCAGAUAUAUGGAAAACUGAGCAAAUUGAUGAAUUGGUUGAAUAUUUGUAUGAAAAUAUAAAUAUGUUAAAAGAUCUCAUAUGUUACUAUGUUUGUUGGGCGACUAUAUCUAAGAAAAUCGAGAGAACUGUACAAUCAUGUAUGAAACAGUGGGAUUCAUUGAAAACGCUUUAUAAAAGUAUAUUAGAAGAUAAGAAGGAAAAUUCUGAUAUGCAAAUAGAUUGGAGAUACAUAGAUCUGUUUGAUAGAAUAUUUGACUAUGGAAUGGAUACUAACUUGCUCGAUGGCUAUGAAAAAACAAAAGAACUUAGCAAUAAUACUAGUAACGGAAAAGUUGGAGUUAAAAAAAUAACAAUAAAAGGGGAUUACGAAAAUUUUGCUAUGGAUGGCACAGACGAUGAAGAAUCGUACGACGAAAGAGGAUUCACAAAACGUUCCAAGAAAAGAAACGGUGACACGAAAGCCUUUAAAAUAUUAGAGUACUAUUUGAAGAACAAAGAUAAAUUUUCAUCAUCCCAACAAAAAAAACUCGCAUUAUGGGAAAUAUUGGCAAAACAAAUCGGCCUCUCAGCUACAGAAUGUGCCCAUAGAUUUCGUAACUUCAAACAAGUUUAUAUAGGUUACGUUCAACGUGAAAUAAAUAAACCCGAAAUGCCAAUAUUAUGGCCAUAUUACACUUUAUGCAAGAAAGUUUUCGGAUAUAGAGCUAUAAAGUCCAAGUUAAAGAACGGAAAACUAGAAUCUGAGGAUGGUGAAGAUUGGUCGGCGAAGGAAAUAAAGCAAUUGAUUAACUAUUUCUCAAGAAACUAUCAUGAUUUGGUUGAUAAUAUCGAAGAUAAAUCCAGAUGGGUCCAAGUAGCGCAGGAAAUGGGCAGAACUGAGGGUAGUUGUUGUGAUAAAUUUCUAGAAUUAAGAAAAUCCUAUAGGAAACUUAAGACAAUGAAAUCAAGGAAUCCAGAUGUUAAAGUUUCUUGGAAGUAUUUCAAUAUGAUCGAUGAGAUAUAUCAAAACGGUGCGGAAAAUAUUGAGGUCUUGGAAGAAAUGGAUUUUGAAGAAACAACUGCCUUUGACGUUAAGACGGAAAUUCAGGAAGACGAUGACUUCCAAUGCAUAAUAGUUGUACCCGAAGGAGAUGAUAUUAAUAACGCUCAGAUUAUAAUACAAGACGAGAAAAAUUCAACAGAAGACAACGCAGAGGCAACUGGAGUUAGGAAAAAUAUUACAGUAUGGAAUAGAAAAAGCAAGAGACGUUUAUUAAUAUUAUAUCUGAAAUAUUUAAGAUCGAAUAAGGAAAGAGAAAUUAAUACAAAAGAUAUGUGGACGGAAAUUGCUUCACAGUUAGAAGCCAAAACACCAGUAUCCUGCAAGAAAAUGUACAUGAAACUGAAGAAUCAAUACAAUAUAGACAAAGAAAAAAAUAUUAUAACACCCUACAAUGCUAUAAUAGAAAAAAUCUUGGCUAUUAAACCUAGAUUCGCUAAAUCAAAUAAAAUUAAAUCAUUAGAUGACAUAACUGUUUACAAUGAUGUACCAAUGUCUGAAGAAAAAGUUCUAAAUGCCUUAAAUUACUAUAUGCAAAAUCUAGAAGAUUUUGUGAGUCCUAAAUUCGAAAAACGAUAUCUAUGGAUCGAACUUGCCAAAUAUAUAUCUGAAUCGGUGACAGAUGUGUAUAGUAAAAUAAAUUAUAUGAAGCAGAAUCAUGAUAAUAUUGAUUCACCGUUCCGUGAAGUUGUUCAAGCUAUUAUUGCAAAGGAAAAUACGUUGAAAGAAGUUAAUAAAGAUUUAAGUACAGUCAAAGAUGAUGAAAAUGAAGGACAAAUUUGGUCUGAUUUGGAAAUUGAACGUCUUUUGACUUGGUAUUUGGCACAUUUAGACAAAUUUAAAAACCCAAAAUUCGUCAGAAGCUAUCUUUGGAUGGAGGCGUCUGAUAUAUUGAAGAAAAGUCCACUUGUCUGUUCAAAGAAAAUGCUAGAAAUAAGAUCACAAUAUAGAAGCAUGGUUAAGGAAAAUCCAGAAGAAUUAAACAAUUGGAAGUUUUAUAAUCUAUGUCAAAGAAUUUAUGGUACAGGAAAGAAGAGUAAUUAA